Messenger RNA from Dicentrarchus labrax (European seabass), 1434 nucleotides. Its product is annotated as solute carrier family 51 subunit beta. NCBI's taxonomy places the organism in Eukaryota, Metazoa, Chordata, Actinopteri, Moronidae. Gene Ontology annotation, cellular component: plasma membrane. The coding region runs from base 242 to 1174 and encodes 310 amino acids. The transcript has 6 exons. Gene Ontology annotation, biological process: bile acid and bile salt transport. The record is from RefSeq and is a predicted model, not a curated record. Gene Ontology annotation, molecular function: transmembrane transporter activity; protein heterodimerization activity.
CAUGAAAUGUCUGAAAUGAUACCACUAAACAGCUUUACAACACUUUCCUCAAUAAAUAUGCACAUAAUGUCCUUUCUAGAAUCUCUGUGCUUAUGAUGACAUACUCAGUGUUAAGAGUAAGAGCAGGGCAAAAGCUUCAUGGGAGGAGCCUGUUCUUGCCCAUAAACUUUGUCUUUCUGUCUUCUGAACAAUCAGACUUUCCUGCUUCUCAUCUCAGCCAGAGACAGAACAUCUUAGAAAUAUGCUUGAUACCUGGAUUUUAUUGUUUCCCCUCCUGUUAGGGGCAAGGGCAUUCAUGAUCCACAACAGCCAGCACAGUCUGUGUGUGGAAGACUCAGCAGCUACAGGUGUAGUCCUGCUGAAGAAGUGCCACCUGGACUCAGAGUCUCAGCAGUGGAUCUGGAUUGAUCAGGGCAUGCUGAAGUGUGUUGCAUCAUCCAGAUGUUUGUCAGCCAUGCAGACAGAGCCUCUUCGGACCCAGGCUUGCCAGGGGCCAAACGUGGAUGCUGCAAGGUUGAUGUGGGAUUGUGACAGGGACAGACUGAUCAGUAGGAACACAUCAAUGCUGCUGUCAAUAGAUGGCCGACAUCUGAUUCUCACACAUGACAGCAAACACUUUAAGUGGAGAUCUCUGGAUAAGGGGGACAUCUGCCAGGAAAAACUCAGAUCCAGGAGGGCCUCUGAUGAUUCAGAAGAGUUUGAGGAGCAGAUGGGCAACCUGGCAGCCAUGACGGAGGAACAGAGAGAAUACCUUCGCUGGUACUAUCGCACAGAGGACCCGACCACAUGGAAGUUCGUGCUGCUCGGACUGGCCUUUGUCUGCCUUCUUGUUGGCUUUCUGCUAUUGGGAAUGGGAGCCAUGGCCAACAAGAGCAGAAAGAAGAUUGCAAAGUACAAGGCAGCAGCUGCCAUGGCUCAGAAGAGUGAAGGCGAGGAACUACUGAUCAUUUCAGUCAGAGAUGACAGUAGCAGCAAACCAUCACUUGACAACCUUCAGCAGGGAAACAAACCUUCCAAUGGGGAGGUGAGUGAGCUCACGGCAGGAAACAUAGUGGUCACAUGGAAAGAUGGCAAUACUUCCUGCCUAUACUCGGAUACUGCAGCAGUGGAGGAGAAACAGGAGGAGGCAGCUGCUGAGCCUGAGGCUGAUGAAGCAGUGAAGACGAUGAAGUGAAGAGUUCUGAUAACUAACUAACUAACUAACUAACUAGUAACUAACUAACUCUACGCAAGAAAGCUAAUAUGUGUAUUUACCACAGUGUCCUUUAUAUGAAGCCAGUAGACAAUAAGCUUAUCGUAGCAAUUAGCUUCAUCCUGGAAGCAGGGGGAGCGACUCUAUUGAAAAACACCACCAAUAGCUGUAAAGCUCACCAAUGAACACAAUGCAUCUUGUUUGUUUAAUCUGUACACAAAAAUAAACAACACAUUCUCACA